AUGACUCUUGUGGAUAAACUAAACAGUAUGAAGAUAAAUGAAGAACUAGAAGAUUCGGAUGAUGAGUUUAAUGACUCCGAGGAAGAUGGGAUUGAUUCUGCAUUGGAUUCAUCACCGAGUCUUGUGGCAAAGGAAGAAUUGUAUGAAAAUCUGCCGAAUGCUAAGAAAACCUGUUUUACAACAUCAACGUUACAUGCUGGGACCGAUGAAUUGCGUGUCCUGCUACUGGGAGCAAGAGGGGCAGGAAAAAGCUCCACUGGAAACACCAUCCUCGGUUGCCACACCUUUAACACGGACAUGCAGUUGAGCAGAGUUACGCAGGUCUGUGAAAGGGCUUUUGGGAUCAUCCACGACUGGCCUGUGGCCAUAAUCGACACUCCAGGUUUAAACAGAUUCGGGUGUACUGAGAGAGAAGUGACCAGAGAGAUCCUCAAGUCCUUCUCCCUCUAUGCUCCAGGACCACAUGUUUUUCUGAUGGUUAUGCCUAUAGGAAACUUAACUCAAGAUGAUCAGAGCAUGCAUAAGUUGAUCGAAAGCAUGUUUGGCAAGAGCAUCUGGAAGUACACCGUUAUUGUGUUCACACAUGGAGAUAGAUUGGGGAACAAAAUACCUAAUGAUGUCAUCGCAUGCUCCGACGAGGGGCUUCGCGAGUUCAUCCGUAAGUGCAGCGGUGGGUUUGUGUUUUUCAAUAACAAAGACACAGACAACUACGCGUAUGUGAGUGAACUUUUAACGAAAAUUGACACUCUGCUGGCCAUUAAUGGGAAAGGAUGCUACACGACGUCUUUUUACCCGUCGGCAGAGAGAAAGAUAAGAAAGAAAAUGGAGAGGAUUUUAGAAAAGAGAAAACAAGAGAUUGCAAAAAAGGAGAAAGAUCUGGGGAUGCUCUGCCAAAGCGAGCUGGAGUUAGAAAGAGAGAAGCAACAAAUGUGGCGAACUGAAGAAGACGAAGCAAGAAAACGGGCUGAGAAAUCAUCCAAACAAAGAAAGAGCAUAACCAAACCUCACGCAUUUGGCCGAAAGACUUCCACAUUUAUCAGCUGA
Molecule: messenger RNA, 1044 nt
Organism: Paramisgurnus dabryanus
Lineage: Eukaryota; Metazoa; Chordata; Actinopteri; Cypriniformes; Cobitidae
Product: GTPase IMAP family member 9
Molecular function (GO): GTP binding
Source: RefSeq, a predicted model, not a curated record